CUUCUCAUUUCUCAGGUUCGAGCAUAAGCUACUGAUUAUUGGAAUCUCAAAUCCGAAAGGCGAAAGAAGAGGUGUUCUGGUUUCCUAUUUUUGUGGAAAUAUCUCUUCUCUGUGUUAGUGAUGGGUUCAAUCGAAAAGAAUUAUCUCCGCCCUGCAAAUGGGACCCAGGAUGCGUUAUCUUCUUCUUUUACUCCGAGCUUCGAAACCCUAUUGGAUGCGAUGAAAAAUCCACAGGUUCCAAAGCUAGUGCUUCUGAGAAAAUUGUAUUAUUUGCUGAUCCACUUGUCCAUGAACUCAUCACUGUAUUCCCCAAAAUUUGGAGCUUCAAAUGAUUCAAAUAGGGAAGGCCAUCAGUCUACCUUCAAUCUACCGUUUACUGAUAUUUGUAAUCUUUCCAAUUUUCUCUUCGAAGAACUUUCUAGAAAGUUUGAACAUUUAUUCUCUGGAUCUGAAAGCGCUAGCCAGCAGCUUGAUAUUUUGGUCCAUCCAGAAGACUUGAAACUGUUGUUGAGAUGCUGUAUGGGCAUGCUGCGGUUGCUAGAAUUUAACCAAGGUUUUCUUCUUGAAAAAUGCAAGAUUCUUCUCGCAAUACUUUGCAAAUUAUGUUCUUCCGAUGUACUGUUGCAUAUUUCACGCAAUCUAGGGGAAAAUGCGAAACACGCGUUAAGGUUCGAAAGAUCAUUUUCACGUCAAUGUGUUUAUGCUGGUCAUAGUGGCUUCACCACAUAUGUUGAGGAGUACAAUGCUUCCAUGUGUAUUGUUGAAGAAGCUGGUUCACCAAUUCCUUUUCUUUGCUCACUGCUAGAGGUCUUUGCAGAUGAGCUGUUAUUGCAUAGACAUUUGAGACUGUAUUUUAUGAUAGCAGAUUCUGUUUCUUCUGCAACUGAAAGGCUAUUUAUGUGCCACAACAGUCAUGGUGAUAGUGACGAUGUGCUGGAGGUGAUCUCUGCUCACUUUAUUCUUUCACUUUCUGAUGAACAAGCUUCUAGCAAGUUACAGAAUGCCUCCCUCUGGUGGCACUCCAUGGAUUUGAGGACUUCUGAACUAACCUUGACUGCAUCUCUUGCAUUGCUUGGCUCCCCUGUAAUAUCUUCUGCACCAAAAAUAAUCCAAGCACAUCUACUUUUCAUGGUUUCUAGAGCUAUUGGUAUUGAUAUAGCUCCCCAGAACACAAGAUCAGAUUUCAGAUUUAUGAAUGGUUACAUAUCAGCGCUAGAAAGAUCAAUCAUGUUGUACACUCACAACAUAUCUAGUUUACGAGUUGGUGAUGAUCUUCUUGGAGUUUACACUGGGUCAUUUUCUUCUGUUCAACCAGGGAUAUGGAAGAGAGGAUUCCAUCCAUCGUUUGAGUGUUAUAUUCGACCAGUCACUUAUAGUACAAUCAAUCAUAAAAUUACUGAGUUGGCCUGUUCCCAGCAUUCACAUGUUUGUGAUCUCAACUCCAGAAAGAAGUCUGACUUACUGAAUGCUUCUAUUUUGUACAUGAAGGAUAAUCAAUCUGUUCUUGACAAGUCGUCAAGAGAAGAGAUACUGUCAAUUUUAAAUUGCAUAAUCUCAAGAACUCUUUCUCUUGAAUCCGAAGGUAUUGCAACUCAUAAAAGUGGAUAUCUAGGUUUUGAAGAAGUUCAUCUUCUUGCUUCAAUACUGAAAUUACUUAGCAGUUCACUUUUGCAAACUGUUUGGUGUAUGAGGAAAAAGAGAAGUUCUGAAUCCCUUAGUACUUUGAAAGAUUCCUCAUUGAGUAAGGAGUAUGAUUUUGUAACAGGCAUUAUUGGCUGCUUUCAACAGUGCUCUGUUAGUCAGCCUGUGCAAAAGCUCUUCCCUGAAGCAAUGAGAUCUUGCCAAAGUAGACAUAAGGAGUCAAAGCUGAUGUUUAUGCACUUUGCUGGCUUGCUACUAUUCAGCUUUGCCAGAGAGCUUGAGUUCUUAUGGAAGGGAUGCAUAUUCAUGAUGAUGACAAUGAUGAAUUUAUUCAUUUUUGAGGAAGGGAAUUUAGAUGCGUUGAGGGAAUUGCUUGGAUUGAGAAAUAAUUCUCUCUCUUCCAUAUCUUCUAUAGAUAAAGUCUCACAGGUUCAGAUCGGUAGAGAUUCUAGCCUGACAGUUGCAUCAGAAUUUCAGAAGAUUCAGAUGCUAUGCUUGAGUAGAGAUACUCUUUCAAGAUACGAAGAGGGGAAACAAGAUAGUUCAUCAGAGACCUCAGUAGCUACUCUGCCCCAAGGUGCAAGGGAGAGUGUAGAAGGCAUAGUGGAAAAGACCUGUAAUGGGGAGAUCUUUAUGAAAUCCACACCAGAAUUCUGUUGGAAAGCUUCUGAUAUUGAUGAUUUGGCUGAUUUUAUUGAAUGCAAGCAGGGAAAGGAUUAUUCCAAGUGGUUGAAGGGUCGAGAAAAGUACCGUAAGUGGAAACAUGGAAAAACAGAGGUUGUGAGGAAGGAACGGAAGAAAUCAUUUAGGUUUCUUUUAGGUGAGUAGAAAUCAGUAUUCUCUAUACCACUUUUCGUUUUCAUUUUCUAUUUUAGUUUUUUCCAUUUGUACAGAUAUUUUGUAUAGCGAUCAUGGCCCUUUGUCAUAAUGUUAGAUCAAACACCAAGAAAUAUGAAAAUAAAUAGACAAAAGAUCCACACGA
Macadamia integrifolia is the source of this 2623-nucleotide messenger RNA. RefSeq lists its product as uncharacterized. Lineage: Eukaryota; Viridiplantae; Streptophyta; Magnoliopsida; Proteales; Proteaceae. The record is from RefSeq and is a predicted model, not a curated record. The coding region runs from base 121 to 2469 and encodes 782 amino acids. The transcript has 5 exons.